AUGGAUAUUAGUGAGAUAAUUUCCUACUGGGGUCACCCAAGUGAAGAGUAUGAAGUUAUCACUGCAGAUGGCUACAUCCUUCAGCUCAACCAGAUUCCUCAUGGGAAGAAUGAUACUAAUCAUUUAGAUAGGAUUGGAGUGAGGGGAAAAAAUGUGGUCCAAAAACCAGUUGUGUACUUGCAGCAUGGUCUGUUUGUAACUGGCAGUAUCUGGAUUUCCAGUCCUCCCAACAGUAGCCCGGGCUUCCUUCUGGCAGAGGCUGGGUAUGAUGUGUGGAUAGGGAACAGCAAGGGAAGUAGGUGGUCCCAGAAACACUUAUACCUGAAAGCAGAUUCCAAAGAAUUCUGGGCUUUCAGUUAUGAUGAAAUGAUAAAAUGUGAUCUUCUAGCCACCAUUGAUUUUGUUGUGAAGAAAACAGGACAAAAACAAAUUUACUAUGUAGGCUAUUCCCUGGGAACAACUAUAGCUUUUGGAGUAUUUACAAUAAAUCCACAACUGGCUGAAAAGAUUAAAAUCCAUUUUUCCCUGGCUCCAGUCAAUGCUAAUAGAUAUAUAACAAGUAUAGUUCGAAGUCUUGCUUAUAUCAAAUCAACAUUAUUCAAGGUUUAUGGUUGGUUAUAUCACAAGCUUAGUUUUCAAAAUGUGGGAAUGUGA
Capra hircus (goat) is the source of this 654-nucleotide messenger RNA. RefSeq names its product gastric triacylglycerol lipase-like. Gene Ontology annotation, biological process: lipid metabolic process. Lineage: Eukaryota; Metazoa; Chordata; Mammalia; Artiodactyla; Bovidae. Gene Ontology annotation, cellular component: intracellular membrane-bounded organelle. The record is from RefSeq and is a predicted model, not a curated record.